AUGAACACAGAAGAAAAUAAGAAAAUGUAACAAAGCGAUGGGGAUGAGAUCUUCAUUCACAUCUAAAGUCACGCAGACUAAUAUAAAAUUUAAUAAACAGAUGAUAGAAGCUAGAACUAAAUCAUGAUACCUAAUCAAGCAAUCGAACCUCAAAAAAAUAAGCUAACACCUUUCACUUUAGAAUAAAUAAAAUUGGUUUCAUCAACUUAAGUUAGUGGAGAUGGCCAUGUUAAAUCGGUAAAAGUUUAAUGUCCAUAAUGUAAGAAAAAGGUUGAUACUGUUGUUGUGCGCAAACCUGGGUCUCAAACCUACGUUGCUUCUUGUUUACUUUUGUUGUGUUCAUUUGGUCUGGUUUGUGUUUCUUGUCUUCCUUGCAUAAUUGACGACUGCAAGGAUGCUUUACACUCGUGCCCCUAAUGCAAAAUUUCACUUGGAAAAACCGAAUUUAAAAUUUUGGAUUGA
This is a messenger RNA of Paramecium tetraurelia, 462 nucleotides long. RefSeq lists its product as uncharacterized. The transcript is spliced from 2 exons. The record is from RefSeq and is a predicted model, not a curated record. NCBI's taxonomy places the organism in Eukaryota, Ciliophora, Oligohymenophorea, Peniculida, Parameciidae. Gene Ontology annotation, molecular function: zinc ion binding.